Molecule: messenger RNA, 1215 nt
Organism: Paramuricea clavata
Lineage: Eukaryota; Metazoa; Cnidaria; Anthozoa; Malacalcyonacea; Plexauridae
Source: the annotation of a GenBank genome assembly
AUGUGGAGAAAUAUAAACCAACUCAUUGGUAAAACCUCUAAAACAACAAAUGUAACUUCAGUCAAAUCAAAUGAUCAAAUAUUUACGAAUAAUCAUCAUAUUGCUGAAACUUUUAACGAUUACUUUUCAAAAAUUGGUACAGAAUUUUCCAACAGGAUUCCACCAAGUAAUAAAGGAUUUGAAGAAUAUCUUGAGCGGUCGGUUAGUCCUGUCUUUGAGUUCAAAUCGGUUUCUAAUGAUGAAGUUGAAACUGUUUUGAGUAAGUUUAAAGUCUCCAAAUCGAGUGGACAAGAUAAAAUACCAGCACUAAGAAUUUUAAAAGACUCCAGUGAUAUAUGCGUUUCGUAUUUGACAUAUAUAUAUAUAACUGCUCUCUUCUUUCUGGCAUUUUUCCGGAUAAUUGGAAACUGGCCAAAGUUUCACCCAUUUAUAAAUCGGGGAAUAGACAAGAGUGUUGUAAUUAUCGCCCAAUAUCUGUAUUAUCAGUCGUUGCGAAAAUAUUUGAGAAAUUAGUCUGUGGUCAACUCAAUUGCUACUUCAAGGAACACCAGAUUCUUACAAAAUUUCAGUCUGGUUUUAGAAAAGGCCAUUCAACAAAUCCUCUUUACUCUCUGCAACCAACUCGUUGGUUAGUAAACAUGGAUGCUGGGCUUAUUAACGGAGUCCUUUUCCUCGAUCUCAAAAAAGCGUUUGAUAAGGUUGACCACCAGAUCCUUAUUAAGAAACUUGAAUUAUACGGAAUCAAACAUAGUGCGUUAACAUGGUUUUCUUACUACUUACAUGGAAGAACUCAAGUGUGUAGAUUUAGUAAUAUUACAUCAUCCUCAAAACAUAUUUCGUGUGGUGUUCCACAAGGGUCUAACCUGGGUCCCCUCCUAUUUUUAAUUUACAUAAAUGAUCGACUUGCCUAAUUGAGAUUGUUUAAAAAAAUCAAAACCAGCUAUGUAUGCUGAUGAUACUAAUUUAUCUGUUACUGGAGAAAGUGCAAGUGAUAUCGAAGUGAGAUUGAAUACUGAACUUGAAAAUGUUCAUGAAUGGCUAACAGCGAAUAAAUUAACAAUUAAUACUGAGAAAACCGAGUACAUGAUUAUCGGUUCGUAUAAGAGAAUUUCAAAUAUUCAAAAAGAAGAUGAAAUUAAAAUUAGGAUUGGGGAUAAUGAAAUAAAACGAGUCAAAACUACUAAAAGUCUGGGAAUUGUAAUUGAUGAAGAGUAG